Molecule: messenger RNA, 297 nt
Organism: Staurois parvus
Lineage: Eukaryota; Metazoa; Chordata; Amphibia; Anura; Ranidae
Source: the annotation of a GenBank genome assembly
CCAUACCAGCAUCCUGAUCACCACCAUACCCCAUACCAAAUCCUGAUCACCACUAUACCCCAUGCCAGUGUCAUGAUCACUGCCAUACCCCAUACCAGCAUCCCAAUCACCAUCAUACCCCAUACCUGCACCCUGAUCACCCCCAUACCCCAUAUCAGCAUUCUGAUCACUGUCAUACCUCGCACCAGCGUUUUGAUCACUGCCAUACCAUAUACCAGCAUCCUGAUCACCACCAUACCCCAUACCAGCAUCCUGAUCACCCCUCUACCCCAUAACAGCAUCCUGGCUACUGCCAUA